AAAACUUUUCAAAGAAACAUCAAACUACAGAUCAAAAUUUAUUAUAUUUGCUGAAAAUAAAGAUGCAAUUUGAUAUCAGAAGGUUUGAUAUUUAUCGGAAAAUUCCUAAAGACCUGACACAGCCUACUCAUGCUGGUGCAAUAAUCUCAAUUCUUAGUGCUCUGGUCAUGGUAUUCCUUUUUCUAUCAGAAUUUUAUAGCUUCAUUUCCCCUGAAAUUGUUAGUGAAUUGUUUGUUGAUAUGGCUGGAUCAUCAAAAGAGAGAAUGAAGACUAGUCUUAAUUUAACACUACCAAGGAUGAAAUGUGAUGUCGUUGGUUUGGAUAUCCAAGAUGAAAUGGGAAGGCAUGAGGUUGGUUUUCAAGAAAAUACUCAAAAGUGGGAAAUAAAUGACGGAGAGGGAUGUAAAUUUCAAGGACGAUUUGAGAUAAACAAGGUUCCAGGAAAUUUUCAUGUUUCAACUCAUGGUGCUGGACAGCAGCCGGAUUCAGUAGACAUGGCUCAUGUGAUUGAUGGCUUACGAUUUGGUGAUGAGAUUCAUAUGGAAAAUAUCGAUGCGGCGUUUGUAUCUUUGAAUAAUUUAAACAAGGAAGAUUCGAAUGGUCUGUCCUCACAUGACUAUGUCUUGAGGGUCGUUCCAACAAUUUACGAGAAAUUGGAUGGAACUCAGCUGUAUUCAUUUCAGUACACUUGGGCAUAUAAGGACUAUGUUUCAUAUGGCCACGGUGGACGAGUUAUGCCAGCGAUAUGGUUCCGUUAUGACCUAAGCCCAAUUACAGUGAAAUAUGUGGAAAGACGGAAACCAUUUUAUCACUUUAUCACAACUGUUUUUGCAAUCGUAGGUGGAACUUUCACAGUUGCCGGAAUUAUCGACUCGUUGCUUUUUACAGCUUCUGAGGUUUACAAGAAAUUUCAACUGGGUAAGCUUACUUAGGUCCAGUAAGAAUUAAAAUUCUCAUCGUGCAUCGGCAUCUGAAGCAAAAACUCUCGUUGCAAACAUUUCGUAGUAUCUAUUUUAAAAAAAUGCAGUGUUUUGAACAUGCUUUAACAAUAAAAACGAUUGAAGAAGAUAUUUUUCUCGCGCGUGAUACAAUCAUGACUGGAAAUUGACCAAUCAUCUGCAUUCGAACCGUUCUAAUAGUGAGCUUAAGCAAGCGACGUUUUUGACAACACAAACGGCAUGAGUAACGCCAAAAGACUGGGUCAAGGAUUG
Messenger RNA from Dendronephthya gigantea, 1211 nucleotides. RefSeq names its product endoplasmic reticulum-Golgi intermediate compartment protein 1-like. The transcript has 14 exons. The record is from RefSeq and is a predicted model, not a curated record. Bases 63 to 932 code for a protein of 289 amino acids. Gene Ontology annotation, cellular component: Golgi membrane; endoplasmic reticulum membrane; COPII-coated ER to Golgi transport vesicle. Lineage: Eukaryota; Metazoa; Cnidaria; Anthozoa; Malacalcyonacea; Nephtheidae. Gene Ontology annotation, biological process: retrograde vesicle-mediated transport, Golgi to endoplasmic reticulum; endoplasmic reticulum to Golgi vesicle-mediated transport.